Messenger RNA from Medicago truncatula (barrel medic), 901 nucleotides. RefSeq lists its product as uncharacterized. The coding region runs from base 77 to 715 and encodes 212 amino acids. The record is from RefSeq and is a predicted model, not a curated record. Lineage: Eukaryota; Viridiplantae; Streptophyta; Magnoliopsida; Fabales; Fabaceae. The transcript is spliced from 5 exons.
UUGUAAUGUGAUUAGUGUAAUUUCCCUCAUUGUUGCGUUUUGUGUGUGAUUGUCGAAGAAGAAGAAAUCGAAACUCAUGGAGGAACCAAGAGAUCAAAAACAAGCUCCACCAUCUGAACAAAAUCCCAAUUCAAUUCCAGAUUCAAAUCCUAACCCUAACCCUAAUCGUCCUAGAACAGUGAAAGGAAAAUCGUGUAAGGGAUGCGCUUAUUACUCUUCUGUUCUUAAAUCCAAAUCUAAAAAUCCAACUUGUUAUGGUUUGUCAAGAACGCUUCAGGAAGUUCCCCCAUAUGUCGUGGGAGAAAGUGAGUUGGAAGCUUCUAAAGAGGGCCGCAAACUUGCAAAUUUCAAGUAUGCUUGUAUUGGGUACUCUAUCUACUUAGACAACAAAGAUUCUUCACCUGACUCACAGGACAAAACAGCAAAGUUGCCCUUUUGCGUUGGACUUGAGGUUUCAAGGGUAGUCUCGGAGGUGAAUCCUUCUACUUCACCUGUUGGCCAAGUUCCUGCUCAUGCUCGUCAAACUAACGACCGUGAACAUCCAGCCGCUCAACCACGUAUGAGUAAACCUCCAAUUACUUCAGCAGAAGAAUUCUUAAACAGGUUUCAAAAAAAUGCUACCCUAGUGGCAUACGGUGUUGUAAAAAACUUGAACAAAGUCGGUAACCGUAUAAAAGAGUCCCUAGAUGACAUUCUAUAUCGGAGACCCAAGUAAAGCUGGCCAUUGCAAUUUCUUUGCAAGAAAUAAUUUAAAUUUUACACAUAUGCUAUUUUGUUAAUUUAUUGUUUGUAUUUUGUCAGUUUUUGGCACUAACUAGUUUCUAGUGCUUUAAAUGUAUAUUUUCUGAACAAUCAUAAUAAUAAUCAUAAAAUUAUAUGACCAUCCCAAAAUUUAUAAUGA